This is a messenger RNA of Solanum pennellii, 456 nucleotides long. RefSeq lists its product as uncharacterized. The record is from RefSeq and is a predicted model, not a curated record. Bases 1 to 456 code for a protein of 151 amino acids. The transcript is spliced from 2 exons. NCBI's taxonomy places the organism in Eukaryota, Viridiplantae, Streptophyta, Magnoliopsida, Solanales, Solanaceae.
AUGAAGAAACUGAAGUUGGAUUGGACUGAAGCGGCAGAACAAAGACUAAAUGGGUUCAAUGAUGUUGAUGAGUUUUUCCUAAAGGCUUAUAAAAGUUCGGCCAUUUAUAAAGAAAAGAUACAGAAGUAUCAUGACCACAGGAUUGGAAAAAGAGAACUUGUUGUUGGUGAUUUUGUUCUUCUAACCAACUCUACGAUACGUUUAUUUCUGCCCAAACUCAAGUCCAAGUGGACAGGGUCAUUCCUCAUCACUAAAGUGUUCCCAUUUGGAGAGGUAGACUUGGAGAAUAAGGAAGUCGCAAAGUUCACAGUCAACGGAUAUGAUGAGUUGAGAAUAAAAACCACUUUACAGGUAAUGAUGGCUCCCAAGAAGGAAGUUGUCUAUGCCAAGAGAGGCAAAACAAAGUUGGUUGCCCUGUCUCAUCGGAUGAUCGAAGAAGACUCUGAUAAUGAGUAG